This is a messenger RNA of Heterobilharzia americana, 825 nucleotides long. The record is from the annotation of a GenBank genome assembly. Lineage: Eukaryota; Metazoa; Platyhelminthes; Trematoda; Strigeidida; Schistosomatidae.
AUACAUGAGUAUUAAUAAGGUGUAUAGUGUUGAGCACAAUUCUCCUUUUUUUUCAUUUAAUUAAACAUUUUAAGAAUUAUUUACUUAAUUUUUAAUCUUUUGCAUAAUUAAUUACGAUUUGAUAAUGGUAAAAGAAAUUACAGCCAUGAUUAAAGAUGCUGAUAUGAAUCGUGCUAUGCAAGAAGAUGCUGUUUAUAUCGCUGCUAAUGCAAUCGAUGAACAUGAUAGUGAACAAGAAAUUGCACGUUAUAUUAAAACAGAAUUUGAUCAUAAACAUCAACCAUAUUGGCAUUGUAUAGUUGGUGGAACAUUUUCAAGUUCCUUAUUGUAGUGAACUACCUUUCUCUUAGUUAUUCAGUUUUGUAUCGCAUGAAGCAAAUAAGUUUAUAUACUUUUUCUUGGAAAUCGUUCAAUCCUUUUAUAUAAAUCAAUCUAAUUUGAUAUGAUAUUGUUAUCAAUGAUUUAUUGAAAAGAAGCUUUUUUCAACUUAUCAUCAUCAUUAUCGUCUUCGUGAUAAAUAUCUCAUAUCAAUGAUAAAAUUUUGUCAUGACACAAUAUGAAUAUACAGUAAGUUUUAAAUGAAGUUGAAAUGAAACAGACUAGCAAAUAAACAAGCAUGAAAUCAAUUUAUAUUGUAAAGUUUUCUUGUUGCUAUAUUGAAGUACAUUUCUUUGUAUUGUUCUUUUAUAUAUAAAAAAAAAUUAACAACAAUAAUUUUACUGACGAAAUACACCCUAUUUAUUCAUGAAUAAGAACAAGAUAUAUAUCAAUGAUGAAUAGAAAGGAGGAGAAGUAUUUCUUUUCAACAACUUCAUUAUGUCAAGC